This is a messenger RNA of Coregonus sp. 'balchen', 7572 nucleotides long. The record is from the annotation of a GenBank genome assembly. NCBI's taxonomy places the organism in Eukaryota, Metazoa, Chordata, Actinopteri, Salmoniformes, Salmonidae.
AUGGGACUGCUUGAGUUUAUAAAGGAUUAUUUUAUUGGUUUCUGGGACUAUGAGACCCCGAAGGUAAUGGUGGUUAAAAACAAAAAACUUGGAGUCAUAUAUAGGGGGGUUCAGGUUUUUGUGAUCACCUAUUUCAUCUGGUAAGCACUGGCCUCCUGUUUAUGCAUGCAUUAAAAAAUAGAUAGACAAAAAUGUGAUUUGAAUUAGUGUUGUUUUUGUGUGUAACUAUCCUGACUUUUUCUGUGAUAGAGUAUUUCUGUUGCAUUAUCUGUGACCUGCCUUAGAUAAUGCAGAUAUUUUGCCAAACAAGGCAACGUUAAGUCUGGUAUUGGAAAGCAUAAGAAGAAAAGAAAGGUACCUUAAAAAAAAUAUAGGUUGGCUUGUAAGGUCAGAUCGAAUGUUCUGUCAGUGUACCCAUAUUAUUGCUUUCAAUAGCUUUACAAGCCACUGUGAUGUGAAAUGAGUCAUUCGCUGAGAAUAGCCCCUUUGUGGUGAGGAAAUGCAUUUCACUCGCAAUUAAAUGCAUCGAUGGUAACCACAUACAGUGGGGAGAACAAGUAUUUGAUACACUGCCGAUUUUGCAGGUUUUCCUACUUACAAAACAUGUAGAGGUCUGCAAUUUUUAUCACAUGUACACUUCAACUGUGAGAGACGGAAUCUAAAACAAAGAUCCAGAAAAUCACAUUGUAUGAUUUUUAAGUAAUUAAUUUGCAUUUUAUUGCAUGACAUAAGUAUUUGAUCACCUACCAACCAUUAAGAAUUCCGGCUCUCACAGACCUGUUAGUUUUUCUUUAAGAAGCCCUCCUGUUCUCCACUCAUUACCUGUAUUAACUGCACCUGUUUGAACUCGUUACCUGUAUAAAAGACACCUGUCCACACACUCAAUCAAACAGACUCCAACCUCUCCACAAUGGCCAAGACCAGAGAGCUGUGUAAGGACAUCAGAGAUAAAAUUGUAGACCUGCACAAGGCUGGGAUGGGCUACAGGACAAUAGGCAAGCAGCUUGGUGAGAAGGCAACAACAGUUUGCGCAAUUAUUAGAAAAUGGAAGUUCAAGAUGACGGUCAAUCACCCCUUGGUCUGGGGCUCCAUGCAAGAUCUCACCUCGUGGGGUAUCAAUGAUCAUGAGGAAGGUGAGGGAUCAGCCCAGAACUACAUGGCAGGACCUGGUCAAUGACCUGAAGAGAGCUGGGACCACAGUCUCAAAGAAAACCAUUAGUAACACACUACGCCGUCAUGGAUUAAAAUCCUGCAGCGCAUGCAAGGUCCCCCUGCUCAAGCCAGCGCACGUCCAGGCCCGUCUGAUGUUUGCCAAUGACCAUCUGGAUGAUCCAGAGGAGGAAUGGAAGAAGGUCAUGUGGUCUGAUGAGACAAAAAUAGAGCUUUUUGGUCUAAACUCCACUCGCCGUGUUUGGAGGAAGAAGAAGGAUGAGUACAACCCCAAGAACACCAUCCCAACCGUGAAGCAUGAAGGUGGAAACAUCAUUCUUUGGGGAUGCUUUUCUGCAAAGGGGACAGGAUGACUGCACCGUAUUGAGGGGAGGAUGGAUGGGGCCAUGUAUCUUAAGAUCUUGGCCAACAACCUCCUUCCCUCAGUAAGAGCAUUGAAGAUGGGUCGUGGCUGGGUCUUCCAGCAUGACAACGACCCGAAACACACAGCCAGGGCAACUAAGGAGUGGCUCCGUAAGAAGCAUCUCAAGGUCCUGGAGUGGCCUAGCCAGUCUCCAGACCUGAACCCAAUAGAAAGUAUUUGGAGGGAGCUGAAAGUCCGUAUUGCCCAGCGACAGCCCCGAAACCUGAAGGAUCUGGAGAAGGUCUGUAUGGAGGAGUGGGCCAAAAUCCCUGCUGCAGUGUCUGCAAACCUGGUCAAGACCUACAGGAAACGUAUGAUCUCUGUAAUUGCAAACAAAGGUUUCUGUACCAAAUAUUAAGUUCUGCUUUUCUGAUGUAUCAAAUACUUAUGUCAUGCAAUAAAAUGCAAAUUAAUUACUUAAAAAUCAUACAAUGUGAUUUUCUGGAUCUUUGUUUUAGAUUCCGUCUCUCACAGUUGAAGUGUACAUAUGAUAAAAAUUACAGACCUCUACAUGCUUUGUAAGUAGGAAAACCUUCAAAAUCGGCAGUGUAUCAAAUACUUGUUCUCCCCACUGUACAGGUUAAUGUCGUCAAGCGGGACAGCUGUAUUCUAAUUGGCCAUUACUGACCACCAUCAUUGUGUAAUGUGAUCCAAAUAGGCCAAUUUUCAUAGAUUUUGUUUUUUUUAAUGGUCCUUUAGAGGAAGAUGUCUCUCUGUCUACUGUACUGAUAAACAUUAUAUUUCAGCAUUGGAUUUUCAAACAUUUCAAAUAAAGUUGAUCAUUUUUAAGUAUCCUUCAAAAUCUAUAUAUCAUAACCCAUAAGAGAUCUGAAUUGAUAUCUUCAUUGUCUGAAUAAGCACAAGCAUGGCAAUGCAGUAAAGUGCAAUUAAAAUCACCCUGGAGGGAUUGAAUUUGUCCUCAGAACAGAAGUUAAUCUGCAUCUGUCAUAUCGCCCUACUACAGGUAUGUCUUUAUCAGUCAGAAAGCCUAUCAGGACAGUGAGACGAGGCCAGAGAGCUCAGUCUACACUAAAAUGAAAGGCACAGCACUGCAGGGGGACCACGUUCUGGACAUGGUGGAAUAUGUCCGACCCUCAGAGGUAAGCCCACUUGAGAGCAUCAAUUUCGCUCAGUCCCAAGAUCACUGAUAGAGCAACCUGACUGAUCUAUAAAUAAUAGUAGAUAUUUUAGGAUAAAGGGUGAUUUGUAGAUCAGUCAGCUUGCAGUCACCGACUGCAAUGCAGUCCAUUCUGAACAUGCACUUUGUCUCUUUGUUCAUAAAGCAAGGAUUAUAGGUCAAAUAGAUGUCCUAUAGAAGAUGCAAUUUGUAGCUAGCUACUGUAUGUUUUUAACAUGUAGCCAAUGUGAUUACCAACAUAUACUGUAUAUUCUUCUGUGUGGCAUUGCACCUGCAGGGCGGUGACGUGAUCAGCACAAUACUGAGACGAGUCGUCACACACAACCAGAGGCAAGGCACGUGUGCUGAGGUGAGAGGUCACAACCAUUCCCCACACUCAUGUGUUCUCCUGAAACCAAAUAUGAGCUAAAUAAAAACUGCAGUCGUUUUCACAUGAUCAAUACUAGGGCUUUAUAUUGAGUUGUGUGCUUUGCUCCAUACCCUACUAUUGCAACUAGCACUGUCUCCUGGAAAAGAUACCAUCACAGAGAAGGAAAGCCAGUUAAUGAUGCCGUCUGAACUAUGAUGUUUUCUUUUUUUCUUAGCAUUUUACCGUUCCCAAUGCCAACUGCUCAAAGGACUCGGACUGCAUCUCAGGAGAAGUGGACUUCGAUGGCAAUGGUACGCACUGUAAAGGAGGGGAUGAAGUGAAAAGUCUCACUAAGCCAGAUGUUCUAUGAGUCUGUCUGUCUGUCUGUCAGUAUAUGGUUUUUCCAGCUAAUGCAUUUAGUCUGAUGUGUUUCCUGUAGGACAGAGAACUGGGCGCUGUGUUCCCUAUUACAACCAGACCUUCAAGACCUGUGAGAUUCAGACCUGGUGUCCUAUUGAGGACUAUGCGGCAAUACGGUAAGGGUCAAUAUCAAUAUUACAUUUUAAAUAGGAGGUAGUCAAAAACAGAACUACUGUCUCCCUAAUCUGGAAUAAUUCACUUGUAAAAUAAUUGUAGCACAAGGGUCUAAGCUGUUGUUGUCUCCUCCAGGGAGCCGGCGUUAGAAGAAGCCAUCAAUUUCACUGUUUACAUCAAGAAUGCCAUCCAUUUCCCCAAAUUUAAAGUGCUGAGGUAUAGUAUGAACCUCAACAACACACACACACAUGCAUGUACACAGACACACAGUCACACACACAUCAACCUCAACAACACACAGAAUGCAAAACCCACGCACGCACCCACUCACACACACACACACACACACACACACGCACCUCAGGCUGCAAUACAAGUUCAAUGCACUGACAAGGAGCCAUAAGUAGGUGAUUUAAAGAACUGUAUGAUAUAGGAAACUGUAUCCCCGUCAAAUAUGCAGUCUCAACUGUUUCUACAAGCAAUCUUCUCUUAUCUCUUUGGCAGAGGAAACAUCAAACCAAACAAACGAAAUGGGCAGAAAUAUCUGAAUAAGUGUCAUUACAAUGAGGAGAAACACCCCUACUGCCCCAUCUUCCGGCUGGGUUACAUCGCAGAACAGGCCAGGGAGAAGUUCAGCGAGCUCUGCAGGACUGUACGUUUACACCCGCAAUAUACAUACAGUGGCUUGUGAAAGUAUUCAACCCCCUUGGCAUUUUUCCUAUUUUGUUGCCUUACAACCUGGAAUUAAAAUGGAUUUUUGGGGGGUUUGUAUCAUUUGAUUUACACAACAUGCCUACCACUUUGAAGAUGCAAAACAUUUUCUAUUGUGAAACAAACAAGAAAUAAGACAAAAAAACAGAAAACUUGAGCGUGCAUAACUAUUCACCCCCCCAAUGUCAAUACUUUGUAGAGACAUCAUUUGCAGCAAUUACAGCUGCAAGUCUCUUGGGGUAUGUCUCUAUAAGCUUGGCACAUCUAGCCACUUGGAUUGUUGCCCAUUCUUCAAGGCAAAACUGCUCCAGCUCCUUCAAGUUGGAUGGGUUCCGCUGGUGUAGAGCAAUCUUUAAGUCAUACCACAGAUUCUCAAUUGGAUUGAGGUCUGGGCUUUGACUAGGCCAUUCCAAGACAUUUAAAUGUUUCCCCUUAAACCACUCGAGUGUUGCUUUAGCAGUAUGCUUAGGGUCAUUAUCCUGCUGGAAGGUGAACCUCCGUCCCAGUCUCAAAUCUCUGGAAGACUGAAACAGGUUUCCCUCAAGAAUUUCUCUGUAUUUAGCGCCAUCCAUCAUUCCUUCAAUUCUGACCAGUUUCCCAGUCCCUGCCGAUGAAAAACAUCCCCACAGCAUGAUGCUGCCACCACCAUGCUUCACUGUGGGGAUGGUGUUCUCGGGGUGAUGAGAGGUGUUGGGUUUGCGCCAGACAUAGUGUUUUCCUUGAAGGCCAAAAAGCUCAAUUUUAGUCUCAUCUGACCACAGUACCUUAUUCCAUAUGUUUGGGGAGUCUCCCACAUGCCUUUUGGCGAACACCAAAUGUGUUUGCAAUGGCUUUUUUCUGGCCACUCUUCCGUAAAGCCCAGCUCUGUGGAGUGUAUGGCUUAAAGUGGUCCUAUGGACAGAUACUCCAAUCUCCGCUGUGGAGCUUUGCAGCUCCUUCAGGGUUAUCUUUGGUCUCUUUGUUGCCUCUCUGAUUAAUGCCCUCCUUGCCUGGUCCAUGAGUUUUGGUGGGCGGCCCUCUCUUGGCAGGUUUGUUGUGGUGCCAUAUUCUUUCCAUUUUCCAAUAAUGGAUUUCAUGGUGCUCCGUGGGAUGUUCAAAGUUUCUGAUAUUUUUUUUAUAACCCAACCCUGAUUUUUUUUUUCAUUUCACUUCACCAAUUUGGACUAUUUGGUGUAUGUCCAUUACAUGAAAUCCAAAUAAAAAUCAAUUUAAAUUACAGGUUGUAAUGCAACAAAAUAGGAAAAACGCCAAGGGGGAUGAAUACUUUUGCAAGGCACUGUACAUACAGUCAAAAUGUAUAUCCCAUUUUACAAAUCAUAUUAAGUAUAGAGAACACUUAUUAUUCAGGGCUCACAGGACACACAAAGACACAAUCUUCCAUCUAGGUCUAAUGUCUCUAACAAUAUGUGUGUCUCUAAUAUUUCUGAAUCUGACAGUGAUUACUGAUAACGGAAAUAAUAGAUAAUGGCAAUAAAAAAUAAAAAAGACAAUCAACAAUAGUGAGGAAUGUGAAGUUGUGUUGGAUAGAGCACUGUAAUGGUUUAGUUAGAGAGCUAAUGGAUUGUAUCCUGUCAGGGGGGAGUGAUUGGGGUCUUCAUUAACUGGAAGUGUGACCUUGACCUGGACCCCUCGGAGUGUAAACCCACAUACUCAUUUCGUCGCCUGGACCUUCGGAAGAACCUGCCCAGCUCUGGUUACAACUUCAGGUGAGCCUCUUCAUAGCAUCUUGUGAAUGCUUGGGUCGUAUUCAUUAGUGCACACCACAGCAAAUGUUUUGCAACAGAAACCGGAAACAAGUGUUUCUUAUUGGACAAGUUCAAGUGGUUCCUCCCUGUUUUAGUCAGCUUUCUUCCGUUUGGUGCUUAGUGAAUACGACCAUCUCUUUACUCUUGCCAUCUCAUUUACAUGACCUACUGUAAUAUUUUGAGACUAUUUCUGCUGUAUCUUGGUAAUGAAGAGGCAUGGAGGACUCUUUCCCCCUUUUUCUAUGGUUGUUUGACUUUGACAAUUCUGUUUAGAUUUGCCAAGUAUUACAGCAAAGAUGGAGAAGAGUUCCGGACACUUAUCAAGGCCUUUGGGAUUCGUCUUGAUGUCAUAGUUCAUGGACAUGUAAGAAGUUGCUCCUUUAACCUCCUUCAUCAGUACUCAAUUCAUCAAUAACCAGUUGAUCAGAACAAUUAGUUAGUGACAUACGGUUAUGCACUUAGUCAAUGUCAUACUCUGUAAUAAUUCAUCUCCAGGCUGGACGAUUCAGCAUCAUCCCAACUAUCAUCAACACAGUGACAGCCAUGACAUCAGUUGGAAUAGUGAGUUUGAUUCAGCACUCUUGUGGUAUGAGUUGAUAUCUGUUUGUACAGUACCAGCUUCCAGUAAUGGUUGUGCCAACUCCUACUCAUUCAUUGACGUUACUUUUAUUCAUUCCAGUGUUCCAUUAUCUGUGACUGGAUCAUGCUCACUUUCAUUGACAAGAACGCUAUCUACAGUGGCAGAAAGUUUGAUGAUGUAAGAAAAAAACAUUUUGAUUCUAUACAUAUAUUCAUGAUCAUAUUUAUUUUAUUCUGUUAACCAUUUUCUGCUAUAUCAUAGCCCUUAUCAUUGAUUGCACAUCCAGUUAGGUAAUGUAGCUCCCAAAUAAUAUAGGAGUUUAAUGUGUAAAAUUAUUCAUAUAAUAUAGUAUUUCAGUCUUAGUCCCUAUCUGUGAGUUAGCAUUCUUCCAAAGAAAUGUUAUGUUAUUCUGACUGUAUAUUUCUACAGGACAGUAAAGUGCCCAACCCCAGCCAGACCCUCACAAUUCCCACAGAAUUCAACAUCAUCAGCUAUGGCUCCACCCACUCAGACCUGUCAGAGGGAGUGGCCCUGUGACGUCCCCCCCAACAGUGCCCUCUGGCCACAUCAGUCUUUGGCCACAUGCAUGGAUGAUGCUCUUCCUCAGACACCUGACUGCUGAUCAGAUGGACGGGACAGACAGACGGCCUUUCCCCCCAAGCAGUCUCAGAUGUCCUCAGAGAGACCUCCUUGAUGGGCAACCUAUGUCCCUGCGGGAUUUAACUGAAAGACAGCUAAGACCACUAAGACAUCCUACUUAGUUAGAGUGCCACCAGUUCUUUCACUAAAAGCAAUCUCCUAUGAUGGGUUAGUGUAAAUUUUUCAUGAAAAUUCCUGUUGAUUCAGGAAUUGAAUUAGACUCCAAUGGAGAGAUUCCAUGUCCAGUUCAACUGACAGGGACUGAAAUGGUACUGACCCCAACUGAAUCUCAAAUAAUUGCAA